UGGACACACAAAUUCACUAAUUAUUCCCAUUUCAAAUCUUGAAGCUAUGGGGAUGCCAGAUUUCAUGCCAGCAUCCCACAAUAAUGUCUUUCUGACCAUUAAUUUAUUGCUAAAUUGAAUCCCACAUUAACUUCCUCCACCAGCCCUCUCUUACUUUUUUUUUUCUUGAAUCUUUUCAAUUUUUUUUUUUUAAUGUUUUGUUUCUCUCUGUAGUUUUGACUUUGCAGGUUUCUUUAUGAAGUAAAAAUUAAGUGAAACCACCUAGAGAGUCUUUAUCACCAUUGCAUUUUCCUUUGCAUUUAUUGCUGCUACCUAGCUUCCACCUUUUGAAUCCUUUCUUCUUCUCCCUUCUUGAUGAUUCCAGCCUAAGAAACUUUUCCCAGUUUUUUUUUCUUUGAUUUCUUGAGAAAUCAAGAACUGGGUAUCUGCAAAAUGGAUGAAAAAUCGUUUCUUUCACCGUUUCAUCAGCCAAUUUUCCUCCCUCAGCCGCUGCCACCGCCACCGCCGCGCAGCGGCGGUGGCGGGUUUAGCCUGAACAACAAGGUAAGUCCGAGUAUACUUCUGAUCAUCAUAAUUCUUGCGAUAAUUUUCUUCAUAUCCGGGCUGCUCCACCUCCUGGUUAGAUAUCUUUUGAGGCCUUCAAGUAGAGAUCCAGAUGAAGUGGACAAUCUGACGGCUCUCCAAGGCCAAUUGCAGCAGCUUUUCCACCUCCAUGAUGCUGGGGUGGACCAGUCUUUCAUUGACACCCUCCCAAUCUUCAACUACAAAGCCAUAAUUGGUGUGAAAAACCAGAACCACUUUGAUUGUGCGGUGUGUUUGUGUGAGUUUGAGGGGGAAGAUAAGCUGAGAUUGCUCCCCAAAUGCAGCCAUGCCUUCCAUAUGGAGUGUAUAGACACUUGGCUUUUGUCCCACUCCACUUGCCCUCUCUGCAGGGGAAGCCUCCUCCCUGAUUACUCCAUGGCUAAUUCCCCUAUAGUCCUGGUUCUUGAAUCUGGGGGUGAGAGCUCAAGGGAAAUGGGGGAGGGUGGUUUGGGGAAUUCACAUAGUUUUGAUGAUGAUGAUUUGCAGAAAUCAUGUGAGAUGAUUCUUCAAGAGAAGGGAGAGGGAGAGGGAGAGGGGGGUAAUCAAGAAAAAGUUGUGAAGGUGAAGCUUGGGAAGUUCAGGAAUGUGGAUUCUUGUGGGGAGGGGAGUAGUAUUGGGAAUGGGAAUGAUAGUGAGAUUGAUUCAAGAAGGUGUUUUUCUAUGGGGUCAUUUGCUUAUAUUAUGGAUGAGAAGUCAUCUCUUCAUGUACCCAUUAGGAUGAAGAAACAGUCCAGCAAGAAGAAGCCACUCACACCAGGCCACAGGGUUGCACUGUCUGAGUGUGGGGGGUGUGAUUCAAGAAGAGACUUCAAUGGGUUUGAAGCUUUUAGGUUUUCUGAGAUUCAAACUAGUGCUACUAGUAGUAAUGGGAAUGAGAUGAUCAACAAGGUAGUUAAAGAAGGUAAAAGAGAGAGCUUUUCAGUUUCCAAGAUUUGGCUCAGGGGAAAUAAGGACAACAACAGGCCUAAUUCCGCCGCCGCCGCCCAAGAGCGGCGUGCCGUCUCAUUCCGGUUCCCGGCACACUCGGCCGUGGCGGGCACGAAGACCAAGAGCGGCGGCGGGGGUGACAGUAGUGUUUCUGAGAUAACGCCGCCCUUUCAGUUCCCCGCGCACUCAGCGGCGGAGGGCGGCACGAGGACCAAGGGUAGCGGGGGCGGCGGCGGGAGUGGUGGUGCAAGUGUUUGUGAGAUUGGCAUUGAUGGGUGUUGUGAUGGGGAAAAUGAUGGCUCCCAUAUUGUGAAUUCUUCACCUUCUUUUGGGAGGAGAACUUUGAGUUGGCUAAUGGGAAGACAAAACAAAGUUGUGCACUCUACAUUCUCAUCAAAUGUCUAA
Molecule: messenger RNA, 1914 nt
Organism: Ipomoea nil (Japanese morning glory)
Lineage: Eukaryota; Viridiplantae; Streptophyta; Magnoliopsida; Solanales; Convolvulaceae
Product: RING-H2 finger protein ATL13-like
Exons: 1
Coding region: 433-1914 (493 amino acids)
Source: RefSeq, a predicted model, not a curated record